UAAGAUUGAAAAUACUUUUAUGUGGAGAGACAGAAUCAUGUGAAUCUUACUUUUUGACUAGAACAUAAAAUAUACUUUUUAAAAAGAAAAAAUUCACAUAUUCAUGCAUUAGAAAGGAAUGGUCGAGAUUGCCGCUCAUGGCCAUUCGAAAAAUUUUCAAGGAAUAAUCCUAGAUGCGUGCCACGCGUCCAUGCAGACCAUAAUAAGAACUGAACAAAUCACACCAGAUAAUCAACCUAAAAAGCAAGCAUGGGCUGACUGUGACUGCAAAAGAAGAACAGCUUUUAGAGAUGAAUUGUACUCUUGCCCUUGUGAAUACCCCAAUACCCCACAAACACCAAUCAAUCACCGCAACCAACAAAGUAGAAAUUCCAGUCAUAUAAUCCACCCACCCGAUAACCCGAAUUUCCGCCCCAAUAUAAAUGUGAAUUUAUGCCACUUCUUAUGUGAAAGCUCCCCUCAUUAGGAACCUUCCUGGAAGUUGCCAUGGCUACCCCCUCUCCUCCCCCUUUUAACCGCCCUCCUUCCUCCCACUUUCCUCCCACCCACCAUCUGUCUCUCUCUCUUCUUCCUCUUCCUCUUCCUCUUCCUCUUCUGUCGCUCUCUGUCUUCACUGGGUCUGGGUUUCUUCUUUCUUCCUUAACGGUGUCUGGGUCUGUAUUUUAUUUCCCGUUUCGGUCAUGAGGAUCUUUCAGAUCAGCCCGAAACGCCUGUUCAAGUCCAGGAAGUGCCGAUCCGUUUCGCGGUCCGACCCGCCAUCGUUCGGCUCCGGGUCGUCGUCGUCGUCGUUGUCCGGUUCGUCGGACGUUUCGUCCUCGCUGGUGCUUAAGCCAGCAGCCAGCGCCGGGACCCCGAAGAGCGUCCUUCCCUUUGGGGCCUCCGGCGAGUGGCGCGACAUGUCGCCUGGCAUAUCGGCCGAGUUUCAGUACGAGCUGAUGCAGGCGUUCAAGCUCAUCGACAAGGACGGGGACGGCGUCGUCACGAGCGAUGAGCUCUCGGCACUGCUCCGGGGCGUGGCGGCGGAGGACCCGCCGAGCGAGGCGGAGCUGAGGACGAUGCUGAGCGAGGUGGACCGCAACGGCGACGGGUGCAUAAGCCUGGAUGAGUUGGGCGCAAUCGGGUCGGUUUUUGGGCCGGCUCGCGGGUCGGAGCUGAGAGACGCGUUCGACAUAUUCGACAGGGAUCACGACGGGCGGAUCACGGCGGAGGAACUUCUGCUGGUGUUCCAGGCAAUCGGCGACGAGGGGUGCACGAUGGAUGAUUGCCAACGCAUGAUAGCGGGGGUGAACAAGAACGGGGAUGGGUUCGUGCGCUUCGAGGACUUCUCGCGGAUGAUGGAGCAGCAGCAGAGAUGAGUUGAUCAUCACCCUGAUUGUGCUGCUCCUGACGGGCGGAUGCGAGUCUUGAGUCAAAUGUCAAUCCUCUUGAUAUUUCUUCCAAAUUGGGUGCCUUGUUUUUUGCUUCUUGUUUUUGUUUUCCCCCCUUGACUAAAAAAAUAUCAUGUGUGAGAUCUUAAGAAAAGAGAGGAUCGAAGAUGGAAGGGUGAUUUGAGAUUUGAGUGGUGGAUCUUGAGUUGCAAAAAUGAUGUCAUCUUGGUCCGUUUGCAGGUGGGAAAUGAUGUCGAUCCAUGAGUGGAUAAAUGGGCUGUAUAAUUAAUUAUCUUCGGAAAUAUGAAUAUAUUCAAUGGCGUUCUUUACUUUUA
Messenger RNA from Malania oleifera, 1702 nucleotides. Its product is annotated as probable calcium-binding protein CML35. NCBI's taxonomy places the organism in Eukaryota, Viridiplantae, Streptophyta, Magnoliopsida, Santalales, Ximeniaceae. The coding region runs from base 681 to 1355 and encodes 224 amino acids. Gene Ontology annotation, molecular function: calcium ion binding. The record is from RefSeq and is a predicted model, not a curated record. The transcript has a single exon.